Molecule: messenger RNA, 1243 nt
Organism: Acanthopagrus latus (yellowfin seabream)
Lineage: Eukaryota; Metazoa; Chordata; Actinopteri; Spariformes; Sparidae
Gene: tusc2a
Product: tumor suppressor 2, mitochondrial calcium regulator a
Exons: 4
Coding region: 266-601 (111 amino acids)
Biological process (GO): regulation of mitochondrial membrane potential; inflammatory response
Cellular component (GO): mitochondrion
Source: RefSeq, a predicted model, not a curated record
UAUCCCGGACAAUGACGUCGAGCAGUCGCUCAUUCAGUGUUUCGCUUUAACUGUGUUGCCUGUCUGUCAGAUCAGCUGAUCACCUUAUCGCAAGGACCAAAACAGCUAACGCUAGCUUUACGUAGCUGGUGGUAAAAGUUAUGACAGGACAUGACCAUUUAACCGGAUUUAAUAAGAUCCUGGCUUUGGUGAGGAAGUGAGCGCAUCUGUCCGCCGACCGAACUGAAAGCUUUAUCUGGAGAAUAACUAUGCCUUAUCUCUGAGGAUGGGAGGAAGUGGAUCCAAAGCCAAAGGUGUCUGGCCUUUCUCAGGCAGUGGAGCUGGAGGCGAUUCGUCCAGCGAGGGGAACGAGCAGUCUGUGGCCCGGCUCAAAGGCACCAGAAAUGCAACACCGUUUGUUUUUACACGGAGGAGCUCUUUGUACUACGAUGAGGAUGGAGACCUCGCCCAUGAAUUCUACGAGGAGACAGUGGUGACAAAAAAUGGCAGAAAAAAGUCCAAGUUGAAGAGGAUUCAGAAAAAUCUGAUUCCACAGGGAAUUGUGAAGCUCGACCAUCCCUGUAUUCAUGUAGAUUUCCCCAUCGUCCUCUGUGAGGUGUGAAAAGUUCAACAUGCCUGAUGUGCUAAGAAGUGCGACCACAGGUUCUCGUCUCGGAGCAAAGUCUCGUUCCCGUCUCCAACCUCGCGGUCAAGACUGGAACUGUGGAGAAAACUGUCCUAUUAAACUGAUAUAUUGAAUGAAAUGUUAUACAUUUGUAUUCAACUAUAGUCAGUGGGUGCCCUGUUCACAAAAAAAAUCCACAUUUUGAUAUUCACAUAAGUAGUGAUGGUACAGGUUGUGUGUCCACUACCCAGCUGAUAUGUAAGCAGUCUUAGAGAAUACAUCAAAUGAAGCUGUAUUUCUCGUGAGUUUUUCUGCAGGGAAAAACAUUGUUGAUGUGAAAAGGCUUUAAUGGUAUAUGCCUUCUGUGAGAUGUAGAGUGAGGCUGUAUGUGUACACGUGUGCACUUAGGUUUGUUCGAGUGAAUGUGCGUGAGAGGGGAUCGAAGAUGUAGUUACAGGGUAGAGUAAUGAAGGAACUGCGAGGUUCAUUGUACAUAUUGGAUGGUCAUGUUCUGUGUUGUCACGUCUGAGUCUGUCUCAGUAACCGAAGCUCAGACCUGCACUAGUGAACAUAAUGUACUGUAAAUAAUUUCAGAUUUCUUAGUUGGAAAUACUUGAAUAAAUGGUUUACUGAGCUGAA